This is a messenger RNA of Sclerotinia sclerotiorum 1980 UF-70, 1587 nucleotides long. RefSeq lists its product as hypothetical. Gene Ontology annotation, cellular component: cytoplasm. NCBI's taxonomy places the organism in Eukaryota, Fungi, Ascomycota, Leotiomycetes, Helotiales, Sclerotiniaceae. Gene Ontology annotation, molecular function: cysteine-type aminopeptidase activity. The transcript has 3 exons. The record is from RefSeq and is a predicted model, not a curated record. Gene Ontology annotation, biological process: proteolysis; L-homocysteine catabolic process; response to toxic substance. The coding region runs from base 1 to 1587 and encodes 528 amino acids.
AUGGGCUCAACAAACUCAACCCCCCAAUCUCCUCCUUAUAAUUCCAUCUCCCCAUCUCCAACGGAAACCCAACGAAUCCUUCUUGAAAAGAUUCGAAAUUUGGAGAUGAAGGAUGAUUAUGAUUAUGUUUGUGUGGAUGAGAAGGGUUGUAUCUCUCAAACCUCGCAAGCCCAGUCUAUGACCUCGCAAGCUCAGGGGACCUCGCAGGCUCGGUCUUCCCGUGCACAGUGGAUUCCUUUAAGUGCGGCGCGGGUGGAGAAAUGGGAAGAGGAACUUUUGAGUGAUCCGAAGAAUAGACUCGCUCUCAGUGCUCUCAGCUCUGCAGAUCCACGAACUGUCUUAACAUCCCGCUCAACAAUCAAUCAAGAUCAACAAAUUUUCUCAGUUAAAAUUCCAUUUGAAGGAGCACCAAUUACAAAUCAAAGACAAUCUGGAAGAUGUUGGUUAUUUGCUUCUACCAAUGUUUUCCGAGUUGCAAUCAUGAAACGACAUAAUCUUAAAGAAUUUGAAUUAUCACAAGCAUAUUUAUUCUUUUGGGAUAAAUUAGAAAAGGCAAAUUGGUUUUUAGAACAGAUUCUUGAUACAGUUGGAGAGGAUUUAGAUGGAAGAUUGGUGCAGAACUUAAUGGGAAGUCCAGUUAGUGAUGGAGGACAGUGGGAUAUGGUUUACAAUCUUGUCCAUAAAUAUGGACUCGUACCACAAGUUCUCUAUCCAGAUAGCUUCAAUGCUCAAUCAUCCUCUGUGAUUGAUAGUAUCAUCACAACCAAACUUCGAGAAGAUGCUCUUAAAUUAAGAGCUGCUGCUGCCUCAAAGUCUCCAAAUAUCUUGAACAAUAUGAAGGAGAAUAUGGUUCGCCAAAUUCAUCUCAUUCUUACUCUCGCUCUUGGUCCACCUCCUCCAUCUGAUACUGCUUUUACAUGGCAAUAUCUAGAUAAAGAUGGUAAAGCUCAAGAAUUAAAAACUACUCCUAUCGAAUUCGCCAAGGAAUUAAAUUCUCCAAAAUCAAUUCGAAUCACAAAUUCUACCGUCCAUGAUAUGUUUUCUCUAGUCAACGAUCCAAGAAAUGAAUACAAUACCCUCCUCACGGUUGAUCGUCUCGGUAACAUCGUAGGUGGUCGUCCCAUCACCUAUGUCAAUGUUGACAUGACCACCAUGAAAACCGCCUGCAUCUCCAUGUUAAAAGUCGGACUUCCAAUCUUCUUCGGAUCCGACGUAGGAAAAUACAGCAAUUCCCAAAAAGGAAUCAUGGACGUCAACCUCAUCGAUUACGAAUUAGGAUUUAAUGUUAAACUUGGCAUGACGAAAGCACAACGUCUCAUGACGGGAGAAAGCGCAAUGACUCAUGCGAUGGUUCUUACGGCGGUGCAUCUGGAUGACCAGGGAAAGAGUGUAAGGUGGAGAGUGCAGAAUAGUUGGGGUGAGGGUGCGGGUGAUCAUGGUUGGUUUGUUAUGAGUGAUGAGUGGAUGGAUCAGUUUGUUUAUCAGGCGGUGGUGGAACCGAGGUUUGUGGCGAAGGAGGUUAGGGAUGUUUUGGGCUUGGAACCGAAGGUUUUGAGUCUUUGGGAUCCGAUGGGUGCUUUGGCUUAG